Molecule: messenger RNA, 438 nt
Organism: Sphaeroforma arctica JP610
Lineage: Eukaryota; Ichthyosporea; Ichthyophonida
Exons: 3
Coding region: 1-438 (145 amino acids)
Biological process (GO): intra-Golgi vesicle-mediated transport
Cellular component (GO): COG complex
Source: RefSeq, a predicted model, not a curated record
AUGUUUAACGUAUACCUGCAAGUGCAUCUCCUAGUGGGUAUACUGGAGAAGAAGCGGGAUCCUUCUACAUAUGUUUACUUUAUAGACACAGUGCGCAAGGACCCCAAAGAAAACUUGCUCCAACUCUUCUGGGUGAAUGUGACCGCAUCUUUCAUCCGGGAAGUCAACAACCAAACGCGCGACUCUUCAUCUCUAGCUUUCUUCUUCGAGAGUGAAGUGCCGCGAUUACUGGGGUUGUGCAAUACACUGCACACCAGGAUGUUAACCCUACAACCGGCUCAGGAGGACAUGCUUACGGAGGGGUUAAAGCGAUUUGAGAAUGUGUAUCUGUCGCGGUCAGCUGCACGCUUGGCCGACAAUGUUAAUAUGAUGUUUGGAGGAAGUUCGGUACCAUCGAGAGACGCUGUGCUACAGCUGUGUCGUUCAAUAUCUGGGUAG